AUGACCGUCACAUCUACUGCCCGCCGUAGCGCGGCGCUGUUGCUCGCCCUUGGCAGCAUGGCAAACGCUCAGUCUGUUUUCAAGCUCGACACCGAUGACGAGAUCCGCGCAUCCGCUCGAACGCUCGCCUACGAUACGAUGCUCUACUACCACGGAAACGAAACUGGCCAGACUCCCGGUAUCUUGCCAGGACCUCCUCCUGGCGGCGAUUACUACUGGUGGGAAGGAGGAGCCCUCUGGGGUACCAUGCUUGAUUAUUGGCACUACACAGGCGACUCGUCCUACAACUCCGUCAUCAGCCAAGCGCUCCUCUUCCAGGUCGGCGAAGGUGUCGACUACCAGCCUCGAAACCACACCGCCUCGCUGGGAAACGACGAUCAAGGUUUCUGGGGCAUGUCUGCCAUGCUGGCUGCCGAGCUUAACUUCCCUAACCCGCCCUCCGACCAGCCUCAAUGGCUUGCUCUUGCCCAGGCUGUCUGGAACACUCAGGCCGCUCCCGAUCGUCAUGACGAGACGUGUGGUGGUGGCAUGAGGUGGCAGAUUCCUUUGUCCAACAACGGAUACAAUUACAAGAAUACCAUUGCGAAUGGAUGUUUCUUCAACCUUGGUGCGCGUUUGGCCCGAUACACUGGCAACUCGACCUAUAUGAAAUAUGCCGAAGAGACCUGGGAUUGGCUUGUGAAUAUUGGCUAUAUUGCCGAUAACUGGGACAUCUACGACGGUGCUCAUGUCGAAUCCAACUGUACCGACAUCAACAAGGCACAGUUUUCGUACAACGCUGCCGUUCUCCUGCAAGGCAUGGCCUACUUGUACGACUUUACCGAUGGCAGCCAGCGCGCGAUGUGGAAAACGAGAAUCGAUGGCCUCCUUGCCCGGACACUUGAGGUCUUCUUCCCCGAUAACAUCGCCUACGAAGUCUCCUGCGAGCCCGGACUCACUUGCACCACCGACAUGUACAGUUUCAAGGGCUACGUUCACCGCUGGUUGACUAAUCUCGUGCAGCUCGUUCCUGACACCGCUGACAAGAUUAAACCGGUCCUGAAAACGUCUGCCCAGGCCGCCGUCAACCAGUGUGUCGGUGGGGAUUCUCAACGAGCAUGCGGCUUCAGCUGGAAGUCGGGCAAGUUUGAUGGCAAGAUGGGCGCUGGCCAGCAAAUGAACGUACUCGCUGCCGUGUCGACCCUUCUAGUCGAUAGCGCGAAGGGCCCGCUCACUGCCAGCUCUGGAGGUACCAGCAAAGGAGAUGUCAACGCCGGCUCCAACAGUCCGUACCAACGCGAGCAUGCCCCCAUCACCACUGGAGACAGGGCUGGUGCUGGUAUCCUGACUGUCAUUGUCCUCGCCGCCGCGACCGGCACAUUUGGCUGGAUGAGCUGGGAGAGGUGA
Molecule: messenger RNA, 1386 nt
Organism: Scedosporium apiospermum
Lineage: Eukaryota; Fungi; Ascomycota; Sordariomycetes; Microascales; Microascaceae
Product: Mannan endo-1,6-alpha-mannosidase
Exons: 4
Coding region: 1-1386 (461 amino acids)
Biological process (GO): carbohydrate catabolic process; fungal-type cell wall biogenesis
Molecular function (GO): mannan endo-1,6-alpha-mannosidase activity
Source: RefSeq, a predicted model, not a curated record